AUGAGGAAAACCUCCGAGGAUUGUCUCACUUUGUCUCCAGACUGGAAAGUAGAAGAUGAGGACAUCACACAGUAUAGUCCAGGAGAAAACCCGGCUCCCUCCAAUGUCCAUCCGGCACCACCCAGUGUAGAUGGACCAUCGGAUUCCUCGUAUCCUGAGGAACCUCAGACUGUGCGGGACCGGGCCGGCCUUCCAACAGGGAAGAGGUUCUCCUGUCCUGAGUGCGGGAAGGGUUUUUCAUUGAAGUCCAGUCUUUACAGACAUCAUAGAUCUCACACAGGGGAGAAGUCAUAUUCCUGUCCUGAGUGCGGGAAAUGUUUUUCAGAACAUCAGAGAUCUCAUACGGGGGAGAAGCCGUAUUCCUGUCCAGAGUGCGGGCAAUGUUUUUCACAUAAUUCCAGUCUUCAAACACAUCAGAGAUCUCACACGGGGGAGAAGCCGUACUCCUGUCCUGAGUGUAAGUCCCAUCUUUACACACAUCAAAGAUCUCACACAGGUGAGAAGCCGUAUUCCUGUCCUGAGUGUGGGAAAAGUUUUUCAGAGAAGACCAGUCUUUACACACAUCAAAGAUCCCACACAGGUGAGAAGCCGUAUUCCUGUCCUGAGUGUGGAAAAUGUUUUUCAGAUAAGUCCAGUCUUCACAGACAUAAGAGAUGUCACACGGGAGAGAAGCCGUAUCUUUGUCCUGAGUGUGGGAAAUGUUUUUCAGUGAAGUCCAGUCUUUACACACAUCAGAAAUCUCACACGGGGGAGAAGCCAUAUUCCUGUCCUGAGUGCGGGAAAUGUUUUUCAGUGAAGUCCCAUCUUUACACACAUCAAAGAUCUCACAUGGGGGAGAAGCCACUUUCCUGUCCUGAGUGUGGAAAGUGUUUUUCAGAUAAGUCCAAUCUUUACAGACAUCAGAGAUCUCACACAGGGGAGAAGCCGUAUUCUUGUCUUGAGUGCGGGAAAUGUUUUUCAGUGAAGUCCAAUCUUUACACACAUCAGAGAUCUCACACAGGAGAGAAGCCAUAUUCUUGUCCUGAGUGUGGGAAAUGUUUUUCACAGAAGUCCCAUGUUUACAUACAUCAAAGAUCUCAUACGGGGGAGAAGCCACUUUCCUGUCCUGAGUGA
Messenger RNA from Staurois parvus, 1113 nucleotides. NCBI's taxonomy places the organism in Eukaryota, Metazoa, Chordata, Amphibia, Anura, Ranidae. The record is from the annotation of a GenBank genome assembly.